Molecule: messenger RNA, 2132 nt
Organism: Myxocyprinus asiaticus (Chinese sucker)
Lineage: Eukaryota; Metazoa; Chordata; Actinopteri; Cypriniformes; Catostomidae
Product: zinc finger protein 185-like
Exons: 23
Coding region: 56-1510 (484 amino acids)
Source: RefSeq, a predicted model, not a curated record
ACUUUCCUGUCAAACACAGAGCGCUGCUAUCAGGCUUCAAAAACUGCACGACAAGAUGACGACUAAAUCUGGUGUGAGUGGCAGUAAGAUGUUUGUAGAUAACAGUAAAAAGAGAACUGUGUUAAAAGACAACAGCUGGAUCAGACGAGCUGCAGAAGAAGAUGAACCUGUCGAUGAUGAUCCUAACUUUGGUAAAGCUGUUCUGGGUCGCCUGAAAUCAGUGGAUGAUGCUGACAGUAAGCCAGUGGAGACCAACCAGACCCCUCCAGUGAACUCUGGGACACCUGUCAGCUCCUUAACCAAGAAAUUUGAUGGCAGUCAGGAUCUGCUCAAUAAAAGCAGCAUCAACACAACAAAUAGUAAAAACACUGUGAGCACCCCGACAUCACCUGCUAAACCACUGGUGCCAGCCAAGAAUCCAGCGCUCAAGAUGUCACCAAACCCGUCCAGCUUCACCGCUCGAGUGUUUUCAGGUGCAAACACAAGCAACAAAACGUUAAGUCCCAUUAAAAGAUCGUUCGGUGAGAAGUUUCCAGAGGCUACAGUGCCACAAACUGCCAAUGGACUAAAUAAGACCACCAGUGCUGGACCUUCCUCAGUGGCCCCGACAGCUGCGGUUGAACACAAUGUGCCGUCAUCUCCUGAACCCUCAACCUCCAUCACGUCCUCUCACACUGUAAAGAAUGCUUUGAUCACAACACCUGUGAAUCAACCAGCUGUUAAGAUCUCCACCAGUAAUGGAUCCGUGUCACCCUCAACUAAAUCCUCUGUACCGGCAUCACCUGCUCCACAAACUGCACCUAAACCACCGUCACCAGCUCCCUCAACAACACUCAACACAUCUUCCACUGUAAAGAGUGACCUGACCACAAGCCGUGUGAUUCAACCAGCGUUUAAAACUUCAACCAGAAAUGAAAUCAUGUCCUCCUCUUCGAUGGUGCCAACCUCCUCAAACACUUUUUCUAAAACGACCAUCACAGACAUCCAAACAUCCUCUCCGAUGCUGGAAGAGACUCGAACUAUAAAACCUUCAGAGAGAAACUUAAUGCUCAGUGAUGUCAGCGCUUCAUCAACAUACACAUCACGGAGCAGUGUUCAGAAUCACAGUGCUCCACUGGAUGAUCUUGCUGACACAUUAUUCCCAACACUGUCUGGAACUGUCCAAUCACAACCCGUCAAAUCACAAACUCAAGUGAAGUUCAUUGAUGAUCAGAUUCCUGCUGCAUCACAAACGCUGUAUUCACCUGUACAAACAACACUGAGACAGUCCAGCAUUAACAGGUCUGUUAGUAGCCGAGAUGUUUGUACAGUGUGUGGUAAACCCAUCGCUGGAGCUCCAAGAAUGAUUCUAGAAGAUCUCAACAUUUUCAGUCACACGUCCUGCUUCAGGUGUUCUGUAUGUAACUGUGUUCUUGGGAAUCUGGAGGCAGGAAAGAGUCUGUGGGUUCAUCGGGACAGAGUAAACUGCUUGACAUGUUAUAGUAAAAUCAAAGGUCAGUGGUAUGCUUGAACGCUGGAUAUGAAUCUAAACGGAGAUCAUGUGACUGACCUACUUAAACAGAGUUUGUUUUAAAUUGAUCAAAAUAUUUGUUGCUAUUUAUAAUAAACAUGUUACAGAUUAGAAAGUGAUCUUCAGAUUAUUAAUGGGCAAAGCAUUAAUUAUUCAUGAGAAUAUACAGUAUAUAGCAAUACACAUGUAGUCUGUUCUCUUAAUUUCAAAAUGUCAUGUUCAUGAAUGUUAUAUAAGUAGUGUAUAAAUUAUAUCCUCAUAAUAAUGUAUUCAGUUUCUGUAUGACAGGUGAAUGUUUUAAUCCAUUGCAUAAAUAAAUGACAUACAGCAUUCUCACCAAUCAUAUAAAUGUUGACAGCAGAUAUCAUAUGAACUUUCUGUAUUAUGAUACUCUAAUAUGGUACUAAACAUUUACACUGUCUGUAGUGUGAUCUAAUACAAACACAAACAGAAGGGAUUGUAAAUCACAAGCCACAGGAAAUAAAAAAUGAAAACAGAAUAAUCACAAUUAUAGAUUAAAAAUCAAAUGCUUGCAGUGUUAUUAAAGGAUUUAUUGAAGAUAGUUGUUUUGUUUACUCUAGUGUGUAUUUUAAUGUGUGAUACAUGUUGAAUAAACAAAUGA